AUGGUGCUACCUCUUUGUCUCGUUCCGACGUUAAAAGAAGGUUCCGGUUCCGCACUCGCCGGCUGUGUUGGAACGCUGGUUGCUGACACAAUCAGUGUUGCAGUCAUCGUGUAUGGCAUGCGUGGCCAUCCGAGUAUUCCAGACACGGAAGUCAGCUUCUCACAAGUUGCAAACACCUUUGGCAAUCUUGCACUCAGUUUCGGUGCCGGAGUUAUCAUUCCCGAUUUACAGCGUCAGCACAGCGAGCCGCAGCGCAUGCCUCGAGUCAUCACCGUUACGAUGGGAAUUAUCUCGAUCAUGAUGAUCUUGCUCGCUGUCGUGCCUUACACUUCAGCCGGCUGCCAGAUAUCGGGUAACAUCCUCUACACUAUCUACCCGGACCCAAGCACUCGUCUUACGUUGUUAGGUUUCAAGCCCAAUUGGGGAGCUGUUGUGCUCACGUACCUGGCCAUGCAGCUUCACAUCACAACGGCCUUUGCCGUCCUUCUCAAUCCAGCCUUUUACAUGGCCGAGUUUGUGGUCCUGGGCAUGCAUAAGCACGAUAAACCGAGUGACGUUGAAAAUGGAAUGCAAUAUCUCGAGUCUGCGAAUCCUACUGAAGAUUUUGUCAAGCAGACGGACUCAUCGACUACAAAAAUGAAAUGCAACUGCAACUGUCGUGAAGAGGAGGACCAAGAGGCUGCCGAGUAUCGCGGUGCUAAUGCAAUAAGAUACGUGGUGCUUCGUAUCUGCAUUACUUUGAUUCUCGUAAUAGUUUCAAUUCUGUUUCAAGAUCACUUUUCGGAUUUCGCUAAUUUUGUCGGAUCGUCUUCAUUGACAAUGAGCUGCAUACUGUUGCCAGUAGCUUUUUAUCUUAUCAAAGCGUGGAACGAUAUCUUUAUAGGGGAGAAGUUUGCUGCUUUAGUCGUUCUCGUAGUGUGCUUUGUCUUCGGAUGCUACUCGACGUACACGGCUGGCAAAAAUCUUUUUUUCCCCCCCGACUCGGAUGCCUUGUUCCCCUACUGUGAACCAGAAUAUCAAAACACAGUGUUCUACAAUUACACUGCUGUGCAUAAUGUUUGA
Molecule: messenger RNA, 1062 nt
Organism: Plasmopara halstedii
Lineage: Eukaryota; Oomycota; Peronosporomycetes; Peronosporales; Peronosporaceae
Product: amino acid auxin permease family
Exons: 1
Coding region: 1-1062 (353 amino acids)
Biological process (GO): amino acid transmembrane transport
Cellular component (GO): vacuolar membrane
Molecular function (GO): amino acid transmembrane transporter activity
Source: RefSeq, a predicted model, not a curated record